Prosopis cineraria is the source of this 1011-nucleotide messenger RNA. RefSeq names its product protein yippee-like. Gene Ontology annotation, cellular component: ubiquitin ligase complex. The coding region runs from base 190 to 579 and encodes 129 amino acids. The record is from RefSeq and is a predicted model, not a curated record. NCBI's taxonomy places the organism in Eukaryota, Viridiplantae, Streptophyta, Magnoliopsida, Fabales, Fabaceae. The transcript has 7 exons.
UGUAACGAGCGACGCGUCAUCAUUCCCGGGGCCCAAGAGGAGCCCGUUAUUCACAAAGCCCGAAUUUCACUGACCAUCUCAUUCUCACUCCUGAGUGAUAGGAUUCGAAUGCUUUUCUACCUUUUCCUGGGAAAUUCGAUUCAUUAUUGGUUGUCGGUUCAAAGUUGGUAGAUUGAGAUAAGGGGAGAUAUGGGAAGGUUGUUCUUGAUCAAUCUGGAAGGAAGCAUCUAUAGCUGCAAGCACUGCCGUACCCAUCUAGCCCUUCUUGAUGACAUCAUUUCCAAGUCUUUCCAUUGCAGGCAUGGGAAGGCUUACCUAUUUAAUGAAGUUGUGAAUGUCACAGUUGGAGAGAAAGAAGAGCGGAUGAUGAUAACAGGAUUGCAUACUGUUGUUGACAUAUUCUGUGUCACAUGCGGGUCCAUUGUUGGAUGGAAAUAUGAGGCCGCGCAUGAGAAAAGUGAAAAGUACAAAGAAGGAAAAUUCAUUCUUGAAAGGUUUAAGGUUGUUGGCCCUGAUGGCAGCAGAUAUUUACAAGCUCAGGAAGCUCAUGUUGCUGGAAGUGAUGGUGAUGACGCUUGAUUUGCUCAUCUUAGGAUCAUUUCAUUUCUUAUUUGAAAUGUGCAUUCUGAGCAAGAAGAAACCAGAAGCAUUGGUUGGAAGAAAAUAUUUCUUUGGAGGUAAUAGUUCACGUCUUCACGAUGUAGAAGAGAAAUUACAGAACAAUGAGAACAUAAGAUAGUUAAGAGCAAGGCAAACACCUGAAUAUUAUACCUUUGACAGCACAACAACAGUAUUAAGUAUGAACAAUACUUUUUAACAGAGUCACAACUGAAAACAUGAGUAGACUAGGAAAUGCAUUCAGCUUCAUGAUGAGGUAACAUGCUUUCUUGGCCUCGACCCUCUGACGGAUUUGUGUUUAAGAUUCUUUGUCUGUGCUGAUUAGAAUGUCUUUAAAAUCACAUCCUUGUCUUGUUUGCAAGGUUGAAAGCGAUUUACAAGUCUUUUGAGGUU